Salpingoeca rosetta is the source of this 4083-nucleotide messenger RNA. Its product is annotated as AGC/MAST protein kinase. The coding region runs from base 1 to 4083 and encodes 1360 amino acids. The transcript is spliced from 2 exons. The record is from RefSeq and is a predicted model, not a curated record. Gene Ontology annotation, biological process: intracellular signal transduction; peptidyl-serine phosphorylation. Gene Ontology annotation, molecular function: ATP binding; protein serine/threonine kinase activity. Gene Ontology annotation, cellular component: nucleus. NCBI's taxonomy places the organism in Eukaryota, Choanoflagellata, Craspedida, Salpingoecidae.
AUGAUGGACGACGGGCAUGAUGGCAGUGUCGACAAUGCUUGUCAUCGCUGCGAUGGCAGCCGAGAGGCUGAGACAGAGGCUGAAGCUGUCGACCAUAACAAUGCAGACAAACAGCACGUCGCCGAAACGCCACAGCAACACGAUGGCAACGGCAACAGCGAGAACAGCAGCAGCAGCAGCAGCAAUGUGCGGUCGCGGGUUGCACUUGCAGAAUGCAUGCGCACAGUCCAAGUGGUUGCAGCCGAGUUGAGAGAGAUGGCCAAGACGUAUGCAACCGUAUGCAGUACACAGCUUUCAGACAGCAUUGGCAGGCUCAUUGAUGCAUACGAGCACAUGACAGAGGAGAGGGCGCUGCAGGGUGCCAUUGUUGCACCCAUUCGCACCUUGUCUGCGCUCUCGUCAACGCUGGCUCCACAGGACCGCAGAAUCCUCAGUGCCAUUCUUUAUGUGGCAUCCCGCGCAACGCGCGAGGCUGAAUACGCCAUUCACCGAAGCGAGCCCGUGUCGAGCUCCACAGGUAGCGCAGAUCCGCGUGCACGUACCACCAUUGCCAUGACACUCGCAACCACACCAUACGCGACGCCAGCUCGAGCCACCAUGGUGCGAUCCAGGACAACUGGAGCGUAUCCGAGUGUGCUGUCCCCUCUUGCCGGUAUUGCAGACACGCUGCUGCUGCCUGCGGCAGCCUCAAGACGGACUGCACCACCAUCUCCCUUUGUGAACGACACCAAACAGCAACAACAACAACAACAACAACAACAACAACAACAACAACAACAGCAACAACAACAACAACAACAACAACAACAACAACAACAACAACAACAACAACAACAACAACAACAACAACAAGUGCGUGUGCAUCAGCAGGAGCACGCAAAGGAAGUAUCAUCGUCGCUGUCAUCUCCUGGAGACAGCGCACUUGGUGGCGCCCAACGUCUCCACGAGCUCCUUGCUGAAGGUGAACAUCGCACGCCGUCGCCCGCCAAUGCAACGAGGCACCACGACACAGCACAUCAAGUGCAGGCAUGCAAAGAAGAACAUGCAACACACACGACCGCAGCACCCAAGGCAACGCCAUCAACAGCCGCGACUUUUGCGACGGAGCAGGAGGCAACCGAGGACGUGAACCUGCUGGAGGAGAGCUUUGCAUCUGACCUGAACGUGAGCGGGUGCAGCGGUUCGGCCUUGCGCGACGUGUCCAAUUCGCCUUUCGUUGUGCGGUCAAAGUCUGCUGCUGUGGGUGCCGUCAAGACACCACGCACUGCAUCCGGCAAUAAGAGGCAUUCUCGCGUGCACACAGGCACACCCGCCAUGUUUUCGCGCCAAGAUGCCAUCGAGGGCACGCCCGAAUCCGUCGAGAGGACAUGGCUUCACGCCGCUGCAAGAGGAAUUUCGCAGGAGGAGCCGAGGAUGCCCACGCUGCAAGACUUUGACAAGCUGAAGGAUAUCUCACGGGGCGCAUUUGGAAGCGUGUUUCUGGUGCGCAAGCGCACCACACGUGACGUGUAUGCAAUGAAGGUGAUGACAAACCGCACGCUGCAGCAGAAGAACAUGCUUGAACAAGUUAUCAGCGAGCGCGACGCCAUGGCGCUAUCCACCAGCCCCUAUGUGGUCAACCUGUUCUACUCGUUCCGCUCUCCCUACGGCGUGCACCUGGUGAUGGAGUACAUGAUUGGCGGCGACCUUGGCCAGCUCCUGUACAACCUGGAGGCCUUUGAGGAGCACGAGGCGCGCUUCUACCUUGCCGAGAUUGUGCAGGCGCUCGCCUUCCUGCACCAGCACGGCAUCAUCCACCGCGACCUCAAGCCAGACAACAUCCUCAUCUCCGCCACGGGCCACAUCAAGCUGAGCGACUUUGGGCUGUCGAAGGUCCUCAAGCACGCCUCAUCUUCGUCGUCGGUUGAGCGCAGGGCGUCGUCAUCGUCAUCUCUCUCCUCUUCUUCUCCAUCAUCAUCAUCAUCAUCAUCAUCAUCAUCAUCAUCAUCAUCAUCAUCAUCAUCAUCAUCAUCAUCAUCAUCAUCAUCAUCAUCAUCAUCGUCGUCAUCAUCAUCAUCAUCAUCAUCGGCCAUGGGCACGGGUGGGGUGGCAAGCAGGACCAGCAGCGUGGGCUCCUCCGCAGCAACGUCCACCAGCACCAGCGCAGGCAGCAGCGCAACCGCCAGCAACAGCAGCAGCAGUAAUGGCACGCCAGCCUCCGCAGCACACGCCAGUGCCAGGGCGAAGGAAGUCGGCGGCGACCGUGGUGUUGAUGAUACCAGUAGGACCACCGCGGCAAGCACCUCCGCUGACACGAUCACCGCUGGUGCCUGUGCAAUGUACGGCAGCCCCUUUCUAGGGCACUCUGUGCUUGGGGUGGCCUGGGCAAGCGCCCCUCUCCCUGCUAUCGACGAAGGCGAUGAACACGCAGACUCGCACCACGCCGGUGACGGCAGGAACGUCAACACAACAACAACGCCUACACGCCACACACCCUCCAAGAAUAUGGGACAAGGCAACCCUGGACGGCAGCGAAGACGUGGCGGUGGCAGUUGCGGUGACGAGGAGAAUGCAGGGACGAGGGGUCGUGAAACGGCGCCACCACCAUCGUCAACGCGCCACGCACGCCACCGUCGCCGUCGCCGCAUGGGCACCCCGCAGCAGCAACGGCAGCAGCAGCGGUCGUGGUUGGGCGAUGCGGCAUUGAAGCGCACGCCCGGCCAGCAGCUGUCGCUCCGGUCCGACCUGACCAAAGUGCCCUCCUCCUUCAGCAAGCGGAAGCUGCUGCUGCGGCUGCAGGCACGAGAGCGCAGCCCUGCGAGCGUGCUUGACGAAGCCGAUGAGUCGCCCAUGUCUGCUGCGCUGGUUGGGCGACACGCGACCAGCAGCCCCAGCCCGCGCAUGGACGUGAAGCGGGCAAAGCGGCGUGGCGUGGUGUGGCCGGGCGGCGUCGCUUCCCCGCCAUACUUGUCGCCGUCCACACUGCGGUCACAAUCGCGCGGGCUGUUUGCACACGUGGACGCAUCCUCCCCAGCCGUCAGCUCCGGUGAUGAGGCCGACAGCCGCGCUGCAUGCAGUGAACAACAACAACAACAACAACAACAACAACAACAACAACAACAACAACAACAACAACAACAACAACAACAACAACAACAACAACAACAACAACAACAACAACAAACGAGGCAACAGCACCAGAUUGUGCAGGCAGUACUCUCGGGUGGUGGCAAUCACGAUGAAUGCUGUGGUACAGUUGUAGCUACACCGGGACAAACACCAUCAGCAGGGGUGAGUGCGGAUUUGCAUACGCCUGCAGGGCACGUUGCACGGUGCGAGAGCGUACACACACCGCGACGUGGCAGGCCAGAUGGAUUCGCAGUGUCACAGGAGGGGUGGAUGGGCGCGCCGGUUCAGGGCGGCAGCAGCACCUGCACAACCGAUCAAGUGCAGCAAACACGCCACCAGCAGGGCAAGCAUGAAGAGGAGACGCAGCAGCAGCAGCAGCAGCAACAGCACGAGCAACGUGAAGAUGGGGUGGUCCAAGAUCAGGAACACGCGCACAGCACAGGCCCUGCAGUGCAGGUGGAAGGGACGGGCGUGAAAGGCACGCCAGACUAUGUUGCGCCUGAGCUACUGCUGGGAACAGGACACGACCAAGCUGCGGAUGUGUGGUCGCUCGGGGUGAUUGCGUACGAGCUUGUGGCCGGACUGCCGCCCUUCAACGACGACACGAAGGAGCUGGUGUUCCAGCGCAUCUUGCAUCACGACUUUGAGCGGCUCGACGAGUACCUGAGUCCGGACCUGACGUCCUUCAUUGACGCGUGUCUUGCUUACGACCCCAACCAGCGGUCGACAGCGAGCGCGCUGAAGAAGCACGCCUUCUUUGCCGGCAUUGAUUUUGCCGCGCUGCUGGAUACAGAGCCGCCGUUUGUACCGCGGCCGGAGAACGAAACAGACACGGCGUACUUUGAAGGGCGUGACCGCGGGCGCCUGAGUGUGAUCCCAGAGAUGGAACACAUCAGUGAUCGGGAGCGGAGACAGGCAGAUGUGUUGCUGCUCGACGACAUGAACAGCCCACUUCCUGCGGCUGCGGCAUCAUGA